Opisthocomus hoazin is the source of this 324-nucleotide messenger RNA. NCBI's taxonomy places the organism in Eukaryota, Metazoa, Chordata, Aves, Opisthocomiformes, Opisthocomidae. The record is from RefSeq and is a predicted model, not a curated record.
AUGAAGGUGGCGUCCAGGUCUGACACAACAUGGUUCGACCUACAGCAGACUCCUCAGCGGAUUCCUGCCGAAGGAGAUACCAAGGGCGAUAAGGCCAAAGUUAAGGAUGAGCCACAACGGAGAUCGGCGAGGUUAUCUGCUAAGCCUGCUCCUCCCAAGCCAGAGCCUAAACCGAAAAAAGCAGCUCCAAAGAAGAGCGAGAAGUUGCCCAAGGGAAAGAAGGGGAAGGCUGAUGCUGGCAAGGAGGGAAACAACCCUGCAGAAAAUGGAGAUGCCAAAACAGACCAGGCACAGAAAGCUGAAGGUGCUGGUGAAGCCAAGUAA